AUGGAUGGAAUCCGCGUCCGGAUUGAUGGGGUUUCCAGGAAGGGAGGGAAAUCUUCAAUCCAAUUUUCCGGAGGAUAUGAACUGCCUCUGAAAUCUCAUGAAUUUGCGGAAUCCCAUGACGAGCAGGCGGCGGUGCAGGGGAUGGUGACCGCGGAAGGCCUCUUCGAUGGUACCAUCACCACAGGAAGCCAGACCUACUACGUUGAGCCGGUGUCGAGGUACCGCCAGGACAAUCCGGGGUACUCCUCUGUCGUCUACCGGACGGCGGAUGUCAUCCAGCCGAAGGCGCCCUGCGCGUCGGCCAUCCUGGACCGCAAGAGGAGGCAGGCCGGAGUCUUCUACUUCGACACCGACGCCUACGAGAUCCGGCGUACCAACAGGACCGACAUCAUAAUCAAGAGGCCGUCCAAGCCCAAGGUUCUGCUUGGAGCUGGUCCUGAGGAAAACCUCUUCGACGAGGACUUCCGUGCCCACGUGUCCAAGAGGGCCAUCAUCGACCCUAAGAAGACGACCUGCAUGCUGUACCUCCAGGCUGACCACCUCUUCUUCCAAAAGUACGGAACAGAGGAAGCUUGUAUAGAGGUCAUGACAAGACACGUGCAGAGGGUCAACUCGAUCUAUAGGACCACAGAUUUCAACAUGGAUGGAAAACCAGACAAUAUAAGCUUUAUGAUAAAGAGGAUAAAAGUGCAUACCACAGACUCUCUCAACGACCCCGCUUAUAGGUUUCCUGCAAAUUAUGGUGUUGAAAAGUUUCUCGAACUCUUUUCAGAAUACAUUUAUACAUUUUAUUUUCAGCAUUAUCGAGGAAGUAUGAAAAGUUUAAAUACAGGAAUCGUUACUCUUCUCAAUUAUGGAAAACAUGUACCACCAGCUGUUUCCCAUGUGACGUUAGCCCAUGAAAUAGGACAUAAUUUUGGAUCGCCUCAUGAUCCAGAGCAGUGCACGCCAGGUGGGGAAGAUGGUAAUUUUAUCAUGUUCGCACGAGCGACUUCAGGAGACAAGAAAAAUAACAACAAAUUUUCUCCAUGUUCCUUGAACAGUAUAAAUCCCGUCCUAAAUUCCAAGGCAAGGAGCUCUAAGGGCUGCUUCACAGAACCACAAGUGGCAAUUUGUGGUAACGGAGUGGUGGAGGACGGAGAACAGUGUGACUGUGGCUGGGAAGAAGACUGCAAAGAGGAUUGCUGCUACCCUCAGAGAAGACACCCGCCAAUAGAGCAGCCCCCGUGCCAUCUCACCCCGCACUCUAUCUGCAGCCCCUCGCAGGGCCCUUGCUGUACACCAGAAUGCGGCCUCAAAUUCGGCGACAAGUGUCGAGAAGACAACGGUUGCCGUGACUCUAGUUACUGCGAUGGCAGGGGACCGCAUUGCCCUCCGUCCAUUAAUAAACCCAACAAGACAAUUUGUAAUGAAGAAUUUGUCUGCUUUAUGGGAGAAUGCACUGGCUCUAUUUGCCUGGCCUAUGGACUUGAGUCUUGCCAAUGCAUACCUGGUCCAGAAGAUUCUCCAACAAAGGCGUGUGAACUCUGUUCCGUGAAACUUUCUGACAUGUUUGUGAAACACUUGUGUUUACUGAAGUUUAAAACUUCACCACAUCCAUCAGCCCAUCCUUGGUCUUCAUUCAUUUGGAACAGUGCUCCAUAUGACAUUCCAGAUAUGUUUUCGAAACCAGGAACUCCUUGUAAUGAUUAUAAUGGUUAUUGCGAUGUUUUCCAGAAAUGUCGAGAGGUCGAUCCCUCUGGUCCUCUGGCUACAUUGAGAAGACUACUCUUGUCCGAACAAAGCAUUGAAUCGUUCAAGAAGUGGAUUCUGGACCAUUGGUAUUACGCUCUACUCAUUGUCAAAGGAGUCCUACUUAUUUUGGUUUUGAGUACGAGGCUCUUCGGUAAAACGUCAAAUCUGAAACUGAAAGGUAUGACUAUCAUCCAUAGCUCCACAACCGAGACAGUCAGAUUACCUCCUGAGGGGGGUGAAGGAGUCACAGUACACCCCGCUGUGAGGAGCAAGGUGCCAUUAAAGAGAAGAGUACGAGAGACUAGGAGGCGUAAGGGAGGGUCUCCAAGAAAACAGAUCACCAAAGGAAACCACAAGAAAAGAGUGAAAGGAGAGCAGGUAAUAGACUACAGUGGCAGUCAGGAAACUACUGCGAAGACCCCAGAAGAGGAUCCUUUGAGCAAAGUUAGAGCUUGGCUUCUUAACUCACACAUAGACCUAACAGGUGUGCGGAAGUCCAAGUCAUCGCCAGUCGGCUUUCCGACGACCGGGACAACUGCUACAACCCCUACUGCUGCUGCAGUGACUCCUACUACAGGAGUCACCCCAACAGCUGGAGCCAAAUCGCUGGCUACCAGUCCCAUCAAGAGAACUGUGCCACCUGGCAAAGAGCAAGUCAAGCUACAUGUCAUGUAUCGACCUCCAUUUAAACUCAGCGUCAAACUACGGAAGCCGACUCAAGUGGCUACAACUGUUGUAAAAGAACUGAAGGUAAGAGCACCACGUGCAGCAAUUGUAGUCCAAGAAAGAAAACGAAGAAAACGUUCUAAAAAGAAAGAAGGAGAAACAUCAGUGAAACCUACCGAUGUUGAAAGGUUGGUUUCUGUAGAGCAACCUGUGUAUGCCAACAUUAAUCCAGGUGGCAAUUUGGCACCAGGGCAAGACCUGCUGAGGAUGUCGUCAGUGGAAGCCAAAUCGACAACACAAACACCAUUGUCGCCAGAGAAGUGCCAGGGCAGCAGUAGUCAGAAAUCGACGGAACAGAAUGUACUUCUAGAGGGUGCGCAGCCUCAAGCACCAACUGCACCAGCGGAAGGAGUUCAUGUCGUCCCUUCUGACAUGGAAGUAUUGUUGUCAGAGAGCGAGUAUCUCUUCUGCAACACCUUAUAAUAUUAAAUAGCCUCUCAUGUGAAAGCCAUGUGAAGAAUGUGUAAAAAUUAUUUCUAAAGAGAAAAAAAUUCAUAAGCUGAAUCCUUAGUAUGCGUGAUUACUAAAUUUUUGAAUCAUAUAAUUAAUAUAGGUUUUCCUUCUAUGAACAUACAUUCAUGAGUCAUAAAACAGAUAUUUUCAAAACAUAAAUGUUUACAGUUAACAUUAGGCAUUAUAUGAUAUUUAAAAAAAAUUGACAAUCCUUUAAAGGAUUAAGAUCAGUAUUAUUGAAAUAUUUUUAUAGUUUACAUAACCCUAUUGACAUUAAUCUGUAUCGCUAAAUGAGUAUAUAAUCUUAAAUCUUAAAUCUUUUAUUUCUUUUUUUGAAUAAAGUUGAUAAAAACAUCUCAGGACUUCAACUUCAAAUAUUUCCCAAGUCAUUUGAUGAUUUUUUACCUCAAAGGAAAAAUAAUUCACAAUAAUCUCCAUCGUAAAUAUAUGUCUAAGUGAGUGAGGUUGAUAAGUAACAUUUUAUUGAAAGUCAGAAGAGUAACAUUGCUUUGCAUCUUUAUCAACUCAGUUCUGAGCCAACGACUAAAUUUAUGAAUGGAAAGUUAGUUUCCGGUUGCAGUCACUGUGAUUUUAUAUUAAAAAUUAAAAAUGUAUUUAUUUUUUGUCAGCGUUUCGGACUAAGUUAAAAAAAAAUUAUUUGUGUUUUUCACUGCGACAUUAACCCACAACUUCCCAACCAUAUUUUCUACUGUCAACUAUUUCUCUACUGUUAUUAAAAUUAUGGGAGUGGAUGGAAUAAAUAUUAAAAAUAUAUCAUUUUGCUAAUUGAAAACAAUAUAGCAAACUUAAAGGAAAUAACCAAAAUUUUAAAAGAAAACAAUAUUUUCAACAAAAUAUAAUAUUAAUUAAAAAACAGAAGUAAAAACUAAAAGAUUAAGGACACCAAUAAACCACAAUGUAGUGUCCAAAAAACAAUAUAACCUAACCUAUAUCUUUUGUACUUUUAUCCUUUACAAUAAUUAAUUUUUUUCAGAAAUGUUGCUUAUUAACUUAUUCUACUUGACUUUUAAAUUUUAUUCAACAUAUAAGGGCUAUUUAUUUUUAUGAAAAUUUCUGAUAUUAGCUGUUUCUGAUUAUUUUUUCCAUUUUAAUUUUGUUCAUGAAAGUAGUAAAAUUGUUUUUCCAUUAAUAAAGUAUCUAAAAUUUUGAUCAAGGCACCCAUGGCUUUCAUUUCCUCUCAGAAAUACCAUACCAUCCUUGACUGCUGUGAUUAACGUUUUAAUAAUUAUUAAUUAAACAGAAUUUGCCAAUGAUAAUCUGUCAUUUUGAAUUAUAAUAUGUACAUAUCUUUUUAUUGCAUGUAUGAAGUGCAAAUUACCACCGCAUUAGAGGAAUAUCAUCGUCGAGGCCUAUUCGUGAAACCGUAAAUAUAUUUACAAUUUAAUAAAGUAUAUGUAUCAAAUUCAGUUCCAAGUACGAGAGUAAAUAUCAGUUAUGUAAGCCAUAAAUCUAUAUACUUAAAUUAUUUUUAAAAUUUUUUGAUUGAGCAAUAGCAUGACUUAAUUUUAUUUGUUUUUACACUUAUUUAUAUAAAAAAGUUAUUUUUCAAACAAAUAAAGUUUAGUUAUGACUAAUUUAAUGAUAUUAAUAGACAGUGUAGACCAUAUUGAUUAUAUUUUUUCUUUAAAUAUAAUGCUGUCAUAUUUUUUUUUAUGGAGAAAUAUAAUUGAUAACCUACUAAUUAAUUAUCAAUACAGUUGGCAUUUAGUAUCAAUUUUUUUUUAAUGUUCACAAUUAAGUGAAUAUUGGCAAAUCUUUAUUGACCUUAAUAUUUGAUGUUUUCUUCACAGAUUUUACUGGUAGAAUUUAUUUCGAAUUAUACAGCUAGAGUUGCUAAACUUUUAAAGUCCACUACAGAAUUAAUUUUUAAUUGCUAAUAUUUAUCAAAUAAUAUUUUAUUACGUUUGUACAUUUAUUUUGCAGAUUUAAGACGAAUCAUCUAAGAAUUACUUAUUCAAUUUAUUCCUAUGUUUGUAGCAUAUGAAUAAAACUGACUAGAGUGAUAUUAUAAAACAUAAAUAUGUUUGUGAUUGUUAAUAAAUUUUUCUAUUUGCCACAAAAAUAUAAUAUCGGCUUCCUGUUUUUGUUAUUGGUAGUUUCAACAAGAUUAAUUAAUUAAAAAUAUUUCUUAAUUACAAUCUCAUAGUAUAGAGCCUCCUAUCUUUUCAAUGCCUAAAGUUAUCAAUCGCUUUAAAUUAAAAUUAAAUUUUUAAAUACAAUAUAAAGUAAAGAAGCACAAAAAAUUUAAGGCCAACUGUAUUCAGAUAUACUGUUUUAUUGUCAUAAUGUAAACAAUUCAAUAUAUUAAUGGAAAAAUGUAAAUGAUAUUAAUUAGUGAAGUUCUUAGGCAAAUUAAAAAAAAAUUAUGUUUUUUUGAUAAUCAUUUAAUAUUAACUUCAGUACUUAAGAGCCUCAUCUUAAAAUAGUCACUUAAAUUAGGUAUAAGAACUUAUAAUAAAUUCUAUUGACAUGUAUUAAUACAAUGAAGAAAUAUAAAUGGUGAAUUAUCUGCAACGCACUAUACUUAAUCCUGUUAACCUCUGACAUUUAUUUUAUCAUCAAUUGUGUGUGUUGUAUUCUCACCAUAUUUCAAAUCCUCAAUGAUUCUGGAACCUCAUUUAUCAUCAAUUGCUCAAUAUUUUCGUGCUGUAUAUUCGUUGAGCAAUUUAUAAAUUAUCAUAAAAAUAAAGUAUGUUUUACGAAUCUUCAAGAGACAGGGAUGCCUCGUAAAUAAAUUAUUCUUGUAUCAUAUUCGAAUAUUUUAUAUUUUAAAUAAUAUCAAGUGAUGUAAAUAUGAAAUAGAUUUGAAUGGCUGAAACCUUUAUUUAACCAAGCUUUUUAUGAGGAUAUUGUAUGUUGUAAGAUUUACUGUUAAAUAUAUAAGUUUUUACCAUGUGAUAUUAAAAAAAAAAUUCCUAGUUCUACUCUUCGCUGUUUAAUGUUAAGUGUAUUUAGAUAUGUGUUCUUUUAAGUUAUUAUGUCCGCUGAUUUUAUCAAUGGUCGUGUUGUAAAACUAAUAAAAUUUAUUGUUACGACCAAUGAGGUUAAGUCAUGUUUAAGUAUACAUUGCUUUAAGAUUGGUCAAUUUUUAAAAAUUUAAUUUAUUAAUAAUUUCUAAUUAUUAUCAUUAUUUUAUUUUUAAAUUGAUUUUUUUUAUAUUUAAAGUAAUUUUUUAUUAAAGCUGAAAACAUUAUUACGUGAAAGUGUUAGACUUGAUAUUUUAGAAAUAUAGUGAUUUUGGUUUAAUGUGAAAUUUUAUGAUAUAACAAAUAAAAAGGUGUUUGCUUGAAAAUGAAAAAAAAUAUUUAUUUUUUUAUUUUUUAAGCCGAUAUUAAAUUGGCUUACAUACAAAAUAAAAACUCAGUUUAAGAUAACAAUAUUUUUAUUAUUAAACUUAUGUUUCUCUUGGAAAAAUUAAAUUAAAUACCUUCAUAAUAAUCCAAAAAUAUAUAAAACUGUCCAGGAGAUGGGGGACAGAUCUAUGUUAGCAUAAAAAAUAUUUAAAAACUAUUGAAUAUAGAAUAAAAUCAAUAUUUUUUUUAUCAUAUUUAGUAUUAAUCUUGAUUUAUCUUCCUCUUUAUAAAUACACAUUAAUUUAAUCACAGCUGUUUAUUUUUUUGUUUUUUUAGUGAAAAUGUUUUUUGGUAAUCAAAAACUUCAAAACUAGAUUGUUUGUUAGUUGUUUGAAAAAUGUAUUGUGCCAUGAUAAGCUGGGUUAUUUUAUCUAUUCGCCUCAUAACAUGUUUAAAUUAUUAUAAACAUAUUAAAUUAUCUUAAAAAUAAUUCUGAAAAAAAUUGUUAGACAUUAAUUUUGACUCAAAGACUUAGCACACUUAACCUCAUUGGUUGGUACCAAUGUGAUAUUAAUAACUUCCUUCAUUUAAAGUAAAAAUAACUAAUUAUACUUUCUUUUAAUAUCAACUAUGUAGAAUAUAUCACAAAUAAUUUUGUCAAAACUCUUAGUCAAGUUAUUAAAAUGAACAUUAGAGAUUUAUUUCCCUUAAAUAGUUAUAUAUUACUCCUUGCCCUUUGAUGAAUAUAUAAAUAUAAUUAACAUAGUAGAUCGUUAUUUGUGCCAAAUCUUGGUAUUUAUUAUGGGAUAGUAAGUGAUCGCAAUUCAGUCUAUUAUUUUUUAUAUAAGAAAACACUGAGAAUCGUCGCAGAAUAUACGAGUAUUUGCGCUUUAUUUAUUCCAUAAUAUUGUUACUAACAUUACUAACUCGGAUUAGAUAAAAUAUUAUUUGUAAAACCUUUUUAAAUAUAUAUAAGUAUUUAAUUAUUUAAAUUAGUCAUUUGAAAAAACAAAUGUUUGUUCAGUGUUUAAAUGGUAUGUUUGUAUUGUAUCUUUUUUUUUUAAAUUUAUAUAAGUUAAGAAUAUAUUGUGAAGAGUACCAAGUUUUGUCCAGUGAGGCAAUUGCCACAAAUUUUAAAUUUUUUCAUAAUUAUAUAAAUGUGAAAUAUUCAUAAGUCCUAACAGUUUCUUUAAAUAAAUUAUCU
Molecule: messenger RNA, 7431 nt
Organism: Nezara viridula (southern green stink bug)
Lineage: Eukaryota; Metazoa; Arthropoda; Insecta; Hemiptera; Pentatomidae
Source: the annotation of a GenBank genome assembly